Messenger RNA from Haemonchus placei, 3453 nucleotides. Lineage: Eukaryota; Metazoa; Nematoda; Chromadorea; Rhabditida; Trichostrongylidae. The record is from the annotation of a GenBank genome assembly.
AUGCGUAACGGUGUCGGUAAGCGACGAAAUGGUCCGGCAGUGUACGAAAGUGAAGAUAACGAGCUGCUUCCUUCCACAGCUGCUGCAGCUCCUGCCGCUCCUGCCGCUGCAACUGCUACAGCUCCUUCCACAGCCGCUGCAGCUCCUGCCGUUACUGCCACUGCAACUACUACAACUAAUGCCACCCCAGCUUGUCCCACUAAACAUGGAUCACGGUUCACUCUUAAUGUUGAACCCCACCUCCACACAGAACCAAGCGAUUCGCCUUUAUCAAGAAAUAGUAGUAAUCGAGAAUUGUUCUCAUGGGGAGGCAAGGAUGCUGGAAACCACAAUCUGGCUCUUUUCGAAGAGCCUUCUAUGCCGUUCUUCUCCAGUUAUCUCAAAGCUCACACCACUCCCGGACCAUUAGAGCGAAUGCAGAGUGAGAAUCAAAAGAAAAAGGCAGAUCUCGGGACAAUGCUUGGGGUGUACCUACCAACAAUCCAACACAUAUUAGGUGUUACAAUGUUCAUUCGGCUGUUCUGGGUGGUUGGUAUCGCCGGGCUAGGACAAACCUUCCUGCUUCUCCUUUUAUGCUGUCUUUGUACCUUUCUCACAUGUAUCUCCAUAUCAGCCGUUGCAACAAACGGCGUCGUUGAAAGUGGAGGAGCAUAUUUCAUGAUAUCGCGAAAUCUUGGACCUGAAUUUGGUUCAGCUGUUGGCUUGCUCUUCUAUCUCGCAAACACUGUGGCCACAUCAAUGUAUCUCGUUGGUGGUGUGGAGAUACUUCUUCUGUACAUAUUUCCUGGUCUGACAAUUGGUGGAUCAGAAGUUCAUUCGCAAACAGGCACAUUCGGUAUGAUGACUAACAACCUUCGAUUUUACUCUACUCUUCUCCUUUUGCUCGAGUUCCUCAUUGUGGCUAUGGGUGUCAAGUUUGUUCAAAUGCUAGCACCGGUUUCGCUCGUUUGUGUUAUUCUUUCGAUUCUGGCUUGCUACGCAGGAGGUAUUGAGAAAACUUUGAAUCCCGACGCUGGUCAAAGAGUGUGCAUGUAUGGCGACCAUCUUCUGCAGUCAAAAUUCUUCAUUCCUAAAGAUAAUGGAUCAAUAUACGACAUGUGUGAUUACUGCACACCCAACAACACAUUUUUGAUGGAUAAUCUUUGCCCUCUUGGAAAGUGCCCAGCUGAUGUUCUCGCAACACCAUUAUCAUGCAUUAAUGGUUUCCCUGGCUUCAAGAGCAACGCUUUCUCAGAUAAUUUUGGAUCGCAGUACAUCGACCAGUUCCACACAACCGUUGAUGAUAAGGCCGACCUCAAUCGUGAUGUAUUCCAGGACGUGAAAACAUCAUUUUGGGUACUUCUUGCUAUCUAUUUCCCAGCUGUUACUGGAAUCUUCACUGGCGCCAACAUGAGCGGAGAUUUGAAGAACCCUCAACAAUCGAUUCCUAAAGGUACAAUCGCCGCUACUCUGACAACUUCUUUCAUAUACUUCUCGUUGGCUUUUGUCUUUGGAGCUACAAUAGAUGGCAGUGUACUGAGGGACAAAAAUGGCCAGUCUAUGGGCGGCACCAUGGUCGUGGCUUCUCUAUCUUGGCCCAGCGCUUGGGUUCUUUUAAUUGGUUCCUUCCUAUCCACAUUCGGAGCUGCUCUACAGUGUCUUUGUUCUGCUCCUCGUCUUCUCCAAAGUAUCGCUAAAGAUGACGUUAUUCCUAUUCUGCGGCCCUUCAAGAAGGUCACAAAGAACAAUGAGCCUUUCUUGGGCCUUAUUGUCACUACAGUAAUAGCAGAACUGGCUAUUCUUAUGGGUGCUAUGGAUAGCAUAGCUGCCGUUGUGGACUUCUUCUUUUUGAUGUGUUACGCUUUCGUGAACAUCAUUUGUACACUUCAUUCUCUUCUGGGUGCACCAAAUUGGCGUCCAAGAUUCAAAUAUUAUCACUGGUUUUUGUCAUUUCUUGGCGCCAGUCUUUGUUUCUUCAUCAUGUUCUCAACUCACUGGGACUAUGCACUCGUAUCUAUAUUCUUAUGCGUCUUAAUUUAUAAAUAUGUUGAGUGGAAGGGUGCGAAAAAAGAGUGGGGUGAUGGAAUUCGUGGUCUAGCACUUACAACCGCUCAAUACUCUUUGAUGAAGAUUGAAGACAAAGAUCCACAUCCUAAAAAUUGGCGCCCUCAACUUCUCUUACUUUUCUCAAUGCCUUGGGCUAAGGAAUUGGUUGAUGUGCGAUAUCUCAACCUUCUCAACUUAGCGUCUCAGCUCAAAGCUGGAAAGGGGCUGACCGUCGUUACUUCCUUCUUGAGAGGAAGCCUCAAUAGUCCAGAUGACAGAAAGCGAGCAGAACAGAUUAAGUCUCGAAUGGACUUUGACAUGAACCAGGUCCGGCUGCGCGGUUUUGCUAAAACACUUGUUCACGAAGAGAACCAGAUUACUGGCUCUUUGUCCACGCUGAUCCAGUCGGUAGGCUUGGGUGGUCUCAAGCCGAAUACCGUGUUGGUUUCAUGGCCAGUACAUGAGCGUGGAUCUUCAGAAAGUAGUGACUCCGAGUACAACACUUUCACAGAUAAGCUCCAUGCUGCAUGUGCUAUGGACAUGUGCUUGAUAGUAGCUAAGGGGAUCAUCGACUUCCCCUCGAAUGCAUUCAAGUUGACUGGUUUCAUAGACGUGUACUGGAUUGUCCAAGACGGAGGACUUUGUCUGCUUAUUGCAUACCUUCUCAAGCAACAUAAGGUUUGGCGAGGAUGCAAGUUACGGAUAAUUGCUAUUGCUCAAGAGAACGACAACAAUCUCAAGAUGCAGACCGAGUUGCAGCAGUACGUCUAUCAGCUGAGAAUCGAUGCCAAAAUACUGAUCGUUGAACUCGCUGAUCCGGAAAUAUCGAAGAACGCUUUCGAACGCACUCUUCUAAUGGAAGAACGUACAAUGGUACUCAAACAAAUGCAGGAGGCCAGAAGUGGAGGAAAUGCUUUGCGCGAAAUCUCGGUAGUUACUGUGAAGUUACGCUGUCACAGAGUUAAUCUGCAGCCUUUCCAGCCACUUGUUACUGCGGAGCGGAAGACGGGUGUGUCAGCGAAAAAAUCGGCCGAAAGCACGGAAGACACGAAUUGCGCCACAGGAAACGAUAUUCACAAAGAAAAAGCUCAUGAGGAAGAGUCUGUAACUGAUGAGCAGAAGAAGGAAAAAACAAUGAAAGAAAAAUUGCUAGCAUUGGACCGAACAAAGGUACACAAAAUGCACACUGCUGUCCGCCUGAACGAGCUUAUUAUCGAGCAUUCUCUCAAUAGUCAGCUUGUCCUCUUGAAUUUGCCCAAGCCGCCACGUGGAAGAGAAGGUAUGUCUGUAUCAUUUCAGAUAAUCUUUGACUUUCUACAGUACAGACUCGACGACUACAUUCAUUACCUGGAAGUUUUAUCAGACAAGAUCAACCGAGUUAUCUUUGUACGGGGUACCGGAAAAGAAGUUAUAACAACUCACUCGUAG